AUGUGUGUCAGAGAUAAGAACAGGGAUCCAUUCAACGUGGUGGAUGGAAAAAGUUGCGAUAAGAAACUGGUCAUCACGAAGUCCGUUACAGCUGGAGAGAAAGAAUCCGAGAUGAUUUAUGUCAACGUCAGUAGAGUUCGAGAUGAAGUGAAUCGCGAUGAAGCAAGACUUUACAAUCCUUUUAUCAUAACAAUCACAUCCUCGCCAAUGCAUAUCAUUUAUCCUUACACACUUGAAGGAACAGUGAAUAACAAGCCUUACGAGACAUCAAAAAGGGAAUAUUGGUGUCAGGAUGGCGCAGCUACCCAUGAUGCUGAUGAUUUUUCAUGUAAAAUUCAAUAUGAUAUCACAACGGGGAAAAGAAUCUGGGAUAGCCAGGGUUUUUGCUGUCGUUGUUCGUUUAUGGAAGAUAUGCAUAAGAGUCAAGGUGGACGCUACCAUCGUGGCAACACAGUGUGUGGCAAUAAAUUCCAUAUUCCACUUAUCCAUCAGUUGUUUAAAAACCGAAAAAGACAAAGCGCGCAUUGUAUGAAUUAUGAUAAUCUGUGGUAUAAUGUCCACAAGAUUGGUGGUUACCGCAUUUGGUUCAAGAUAUUCGUAAAAGCGUACGACUUGGUAGAGGAGGAAAGAGAUGGAAAAAGGUACCAGAAGUUGGUUGAUGGCGGUCAAAUUGAGUUGAGCAACUUUAAAACAUCAGGUCAUGGAGUUCACGGGAGGUUGUUGGCCUCGAUGAUUGGAAUGUUUGAGUCAGACACACAGAUAUACAGUUUGACGGAAAGAUACUUGUUCAUCCCAGCCGGUGGUUCUAAGAUCAACUGGCUAUCACAUCCACAGACGAGGAACGGUGCGAGAGAUUUCAUGAUCAUACCAAAAACUCUGGUGGCAAUGAAAAACUCGAUGGAGUCCUGUAACAAGAUUGGUGUCAGUUUUACCGCAUUUCGCAUGCAAGGUGCUGGAAUGGACGGACAAGACUUUGGGUGUCUUCAAAGAAUGGGAUGGUGUUUACAUAAUCAAGUUAAAGAUUAUUUUGAAAUAGAUGUGAAAAACCGUGAAAAAGGAAAACGACCACUCUACUUUCCAGAACGUUACGGAGUGGUUGAGGGAACCACCGAUGACUUCAAAGAGGAUGGAAGUUUCGCCUUAGUUUAUAAAGCCGGAAAACUGGGCAAUAUUAUGAUUAGUUUAGAGAUCAGUGCGGAUGACAUUGUUCUCAUCUAUAACAAGGCUGGUGGGACAAUUGUCAAAGCGUUUGCAACCAAUUUCGAGUCGCUCUCUCAAGAUGGUCUGCUUCACGUUAUCGUUCAAAACACAGGACUUGUUACCGCCGAUUACCACGUAACUAUGAAACACUGCACACGGGGAAUACGACGUAGUCCAGAAGAAAAAGCCUCAAUCAAUGCCCAGUCAGUUCAUACUUUCACAUUUCCACUCAGGACAACCGUUCAUGCUUCGGGAAAAUUCAUGUGCACAAUGAAUCUUUGGGACUCUCGUCAUGGUUUGCUGGACAGUGCCAACAUUACAUUUGAAACAACAACGGCUUGUGUGUGUUUACAAUCUUGUUCCUGUGCGCUUGCCUUGUCAUUGUCAGACGUUGUGUUAACAGGAACCUCUGUCUACAGAAAUUUCACAGAUUACAAAAUUGGGGAGACGUAUUUAACAAAUCCUGGUAACGAAUUCAGCCUUGUUGGGAAACUGGAACGCGAUGAAAUGGAAUACAAAUUUAUUGUCUCAGACACAAUGCAGUUUCUUGAGAUCGUUAAUGAUGAAAUGCUACUUCUGACACCCGCGAUCCCGUUCAAUCCUGAGCCCUUCGCAGAAACAUUCACAGAGGCGAAAGUAUUUGAAAAAAUCACACUAGAGCCGCAGCACGUCUGUCUUAACGAGGAGAUUGAGUUCGAGUUUUAUGACGAUCACACGACAUUGACUGGGGACGAGGAAUCGACAAGCAGGUACAUCACGAAGGAUGAUGACAUCAUUGACGCUCAAAAUGUGUCUGCGGGUUCACCGGCCAGCGACCUCCCCCCUGAGCUACCGCCAAAAGACUAUUCAAGACACGAUCUUGACAACGAGGAGGUUUAUGAGGAGCCUGUGAUACCAUAUGGUAGUCCAGUUUAUGAACACCAUCCUUCGUUAAGACGCAACCAACUGGAUUAG
Molecule: messenger RNA, 2154 nt
Organism: Dendronephthya gigantea
Lineage: Eukaryota; Metazoa; Cnidaria; Anthozoa; Malacalcyonacea; Nephtheidae
Product: hapless 2-like
Exons: 15
Coding region: 1-2154 (717 amino acids)
Source: RefSeq, a predicted model, not a curated record